Messenger RNA from Chenopodium quinoa (quinoa), 679 nucleotides. Its product is annotated as 30S ribosomal protein S31, chloroplastic. Gene Ontology annotation, cellular component: ribosome; plastid. Gene Ontology annotation, biological process: plastid translation. The record is from RefSeq and is a predicted model, not a curated record. The transcript is spliced from 3 exons. Bases 140 to 445 code for a protein of 101 amino acids. NCBI's taxonomy places the organism in Eukaryota, Viridiplantae, Streptophyta, Magnoliopsida, Caryophyllales, Amaranthaceae.
CAUUAGACACAAAUUUGAAAUUUUGAUUAGGAACAAAAAAAAAAAGGCACGAAAGCAGCCUAUAUAACAGCAUGUAACGACUAACGAGUGACCCUCUUGCAAAGAUCCUAUCCAAAUUCUCUUAUCUUGAAACCCUCCAAUGGCUUCACUGCUGCUCGGAACCACUUCCAUGGCGUCCCACGCCGUCUCUUUCUCCUUCUCUCAUUCUCACUCCGUCACCGGAAUUUCUCUCUCCUCUCCUUCCGCUGUUUCUCUCUCUACUUCCGUCGCAACUUCUCCAGCACUGCCGCUCAUUUACUGUGGCAGAGGUGACAAGAAGACUGCCAAAGGCAAACGCUUCAACCACUCUUUCGGAAAUGCGAGACCUAAGAACAAGAACAAGGGACGAGGCCCUCCAAAAGCGCCAAUCGUUCCUAAAGGGGAUCCAUCUGAGAAAGAGGAAUGAUGAUGAGAAAUUUAUGUUGAUUCUGAAUAGAAUGUGUCGAGGUAUUCCUUGCCCCUCUUCGCACCGGUUAGGUAGCAGGAUGGUACUCGAGUUGUCAAUGUAAUUUUUGUACACUUUUCAAAACCUUUUAGCUCUUUAUGGCAAUGUAAACCUUAUUUUUUUUUCCUGAAAGAUAAUGUGGCUAUUUCCCCUGCUUGUUAUAUAUGAGGACUUAUCGAAGCCCUUUUGAGCUGA